AUGAAGCGAGGCGCGGACCAGACGAGGUCGGCGCCGGUGCUGCCGCCGCCGCUAAAGAAUGGAUUCCCGAUCGAGUCGCCGCUACAUGCAGCCCUAAAUAAGAUGCUGCAGCAUGAUCACUCGAAAGCAACGAACAAACAACACAAGCCGGAAAAGGCCACAACGAACUUCUUGAACGAAUCAAACACCACCAGUGACAACCACAGCAGCCUCCCAGAAAACCCGCAGUUGUUUGCGUAUACAAAUGCCUUGCUCCACAGGGUGACUGGACGCUACCUGCCUGCGUCAGUAGUGGGCGACGGAGCCACCCAAGUCGCCGAGAUUGCACACAUUCAAACUGGUCGCGAAUUGCUGCUAGCCGUACAAAGCAUCCAAGAACUGUCCAAACAAUUCCACCAAGUGGCGCAGCUUGUGCUAGCCCACCGCAAAGAGCUGGGCAAAGUGCUGCUGAAGCUGGAAACGACCUACUUGGCGGUGUUUGAGAAAGUGCUCGAGGAAUCGCUUCGGUUUUACUACAAGUAUCGCCAAGAGCACGCCGAGGAGCGGCACCACCAGCGCAAGACCACGCUUGCACUAAACACCAAAGUCGAGGAGCUCGAAGAAACCAUUCGAGUAUUGACCCAUCAUAUCGAGGCAAAGGAAAUCCUGUUGAAGUCUCACCGCGUGCAGAUUCACGACUUGGAGUUCCAGAACUUGAGCUUGAAGCAAGACGAAAGUACAUGGCGAGCAAUGCAAGACGAAUAUCGGGAAUUGAAAAUGGACCGGUUGGACUAUGAAAAGCGAGAGCUGCACUUGCGAAAACGAGAACAAGACCUUUGGAAAAAACAAGUGCAAAUGGACGUGCAAAAUCGCCUCCUCGAACACCACCACCACGCAGAACAGGCUAGGGUCGUUGAGCAGUCUAGAGUGUUGAAAGAACAGCUUCUAAAACAACUGGAGGAGGCCCGUCGGGAGAAUGAUGAAGCACAGGAAGACGACCGGUUGGAACAUCUCUUGUUGUCGUCGAAUGCUGCUUUCGGCCAGUCUAGUACACCGUCGGCCACGUCCGUCGCCACCACCCAGACCCAAGUCGACGACGACGGUGUCUGGGACAUUCAAGAUGGCGUGCCCACAUGCGUGUCCAAACUCGCGCGGGUGCGCAUGGCUUGGCGGCGAUUCGAUGCAUUUGUCCAAUGCAAACUGUGCCACGGCCGCCCCAAACCGCACUCGGACACGGACAAAGCGUACGCCGAAGUGUGGGACGUCAAGGCGAUGCGAAAGCGAUGGCAGGCGGCCGUGGCUUCCGAGUGGCAGCUGCCCCUUGUCCUCCAGCAGUUCCUCACGCACUUGCCUCGAACGGUCAUGGCGUUUAAGUACUACACGCUGCCGGCGACCAUGGAUCGUGUGGAGGCCAUCUACGACGCCAAGUUGCUCGCAGACUGCCACGACGAAGGCGACGGCGUGGGCUACGAGCCGCUGCAUGAAUUUGUGACCGGUCAUUUCCUCCGCAUUUGCUCGGGCAGACAAAAGGCCGAAGUCGAGUUGUACCGCCUGCUCAUUUCCGUGAAAGCACUGUACCGUGGCUCGUCCAUGUUGUGCAUGUUUGCUCGGUUUAUGCAAUUCCUGCACCCACCAUCGACAUCGUCUGAAUCAUACCCCACCUCCCCAUCGCCUUGCAAGGGGUCGAAACCCAUCGAUCCCCAUGACGACGUGAAAGCGUCCAUGUCUAAAGUGGAAAUGGGGCAAAUUGGAUUGCCUAAGCGAUGUACUUUGAACCAAAACUACCUGCGGGUGUACUUGCAUGCCCGCCACCGCGCGUUUCACCACCCGACCGAAGGCACGUCCCACGUCAUUUGUGUGGACGGAAUCAAACGGUGGAUGCCCCUCGAGUAUGCCGUCGACGUGUUGAAAUGGUAUCUCGGCCAUCUCCCCGAAGACAAACUUCGCAUGUACUGCCGCCAACUCGAGUACAAUUCGGCUAUAUACGCAGGUCGAGCCAUCUCGGAUGCGACGGGGCAGCGCCUCACCGUUCGAGCGAGCAUGCGCCAGUCGAUGCUGGCGUUGUCGGCGGAUUCUACUGCUUCUCCGGACAAACAAAGUUCGGACGACGGAGUGAGUCGCCGCGAGAUCCCCGUGGUCGUGGUCAACGUGUACCUGGUACUGGAGCUCAUCAUGGAUGUACUCCAACUACGAAACAAGGAACUCGACGACGACCUCACGGCGAUGUUUGUGUCGGGCGAUGCAAACCACGACGGCGUGCUAUCGUUCCCCGAGUUCUGCGCGAUUUUACGCCCCCGUGUACCGCCUCAGUUUUCCGAUCGUCGGCUCUUGCGAAUGUUUCGAGAAGCGCUGAUAGAUAGCGACCACCACACCACAAAGGCAUUUUCGAUCUCAAUUCAAGCGUUUGUGAACGUGUGCACUCACCACGGCCUCGUGUCGCUUGUGGCUAGCGACAGACUCCAAAGUCCGUUCGAGGUGGGUGCCACCUUCGAGCCUCACAAACCUAAACACAACGAGUUGAUCAUGUCGUCGUCUGGGACGUCUUCUUCGUCGCACAGCCCGGUCAAGAAGAAGAAAUCCAAGGCGUCCAGCAACAAGCCGCCCCCCCUGAACGUACUCGACUCGAUCUCCGAAGACCCCCCCUCAACGCUCGAGGCGAACCAGCCAACAACCACGACGACGACGAAAGUGCGAUUGUCCAAGACCCAAGCCACGGACGGGCAGCCCCAGCCUCCCUCGCCCCCGCGUACAAACAACGAUCCGUCGUGCGACUCGACUUUGACACGGGGCGACAGAAGUACGGACUCUGUCGACAAGAAACCAAACACAACGGACACUAGCGAUGUCAUUGAAGAGCACAUUCAAGAGAUUGUGAGCCCGCGAUCGACCCUUCUCGAAGCCUCAUACGACGACGACACGGAAGAAAUCCAAGAGGAAAUCAACCUACUCCUCGAUUUUGUGUGACGAAUAGGAUACAUGUAAAUAAAACACCAC
Messenger RNA from Aphanomyces astaci, 2973 nucleotides. RefSeq lists its product as hypothetical. Gene Ontology annotation, molecular function: calcium ion binding. Bases 1 to 2943 code for a protein of 980 amino acids. The record is from RefSeq and is a predicted model, not a curated record. Lineage: Eukaryota; Oomycota; Saprolegniomycetes; Saprolegniales; Verrucalvaceae. The transcript is spliced from 13 exons.